Molecule: messenger RNA, 1614 nt
Organism: Owenia fusiformis
Lineage: Eukaryota; Metazoa; Annelida; Polychaeta; Sabellida; Oweniidae
Source: the annotation of a GenBank genome assembly
GUCUCCGUUCUAGCCGCCAUGAUGCAUGCGCUCCGUCGAUGUACCCUCGGCUCUCUAAGAGCAAAUACAUCCGCUUUACUCUCACAUCAGCCACAACAGACAGCAACAAAAACCUUAGCAGCAUAUCAUACAUCACAAAGCAAUCAUGCAGCAGAGGCCAAAGCUAAAGCAACUGUGGCCAAAGGACAAAUUGUGGCAGUUAUUGGUGCCGUCGUAGAUGUACAGUUUGAGGAUGAACUUCCCCCAAUUCUCAAUGCCUUAGAAGUACAAGACAGAUCACCAAGACUGGUGCUAGAAGUCGCACAACAUUUAGGAGAAAAUACAGUAAGAACAAUUGCCAUGGAUGGUACAGAAGGUCUUGUACGUGGCAAUGUAUGUACCGAUGUAGGCUCAUCCAUUAGAAUCCCAGUAGGCCCUGCAACUUUAGGACGUAUCAUAAAUGUUAUUGGUGAACCUAUUGAUGAGAGGGGACCAGUAAAUACAGACAAAUUUGCAUCUAUCCAUCAAGAAGCCCCUGAGUUUGUAGACAUGAGUGUAGAACAGGAGAUUCUGGAGACUGGCAUCAAAGUCGUAGAUCUUCUUGCUCCCUAUGCUAAGGGAGGAAAGAUUGGUCUUUUCGGAGGCGCUGGUGUAGGCAAGACUGUGUUGAUUAUGGAGCUGAUUAACAAUGUAGCCAAGAAGCAUGGUGGUUACUCUGUGUUUGCUGGUGUAGGAGAGCGUACACGUGAGGGUAAUGACUUGUACCAUGAGAUGAUCCAGACUGGUGUCAUCAGCCUCAAGGAUGAUACAUCCAAGGUAUCCCUUGUAUAUGGACAGAUGAAUGAGCCCCCAGGCGCCCGUGCUCGUGUAUGCUUGACUGGUCUAACUGUAGCUGAAUAUUUCCGUGAUCAAGAGGGACAGGAUGUGCUUCUAUUUAUUGACAACAUUUUCAGAUUCACUCAGGCAGGUUCAGAGGUGUCUGCUUUGUUGGGACGUAUCCCCUCAGCUGUAGGCUACCAGCCAACCCUGGCCACUGACAUGGGUACUAUGCAGGAACGUAUCACAACCACAAAGAAGGGAUCCAUCACAUCUGUACAAGCCAUUUACGUGCCUGCUGAUGAUUUAACAGAUCCCGCUCCUGCCACCACAUUCGCUCAUUUGGACGCCAACACUGUAUUGUCCCGUGGUAUUGCUGAGUUGGGUAUCUACCCCGCUAUGGACCCCUUGGAUUCCACAUCUCGUAUCCUGGAUCCCAAUGUUGUGGGUGCUGAACAUUAUGACACUGCUCGUGGUGUACAGAAAGUGUUGCAGGAUCACAAAUCACUCCAAGAUAUCAUUGCCAUUCUUGGUAUGGAUGAGUUGUCUGAGGAUGACAAGCUAACAGUGGCACGUGCACGUAAAAUGCAGAAGUUCCUCUCACAGCCCUUCCAGAUGGCGGAGGUCUUCACAGGCUCAGAGGGAAAACUGGUACCCCUUAGUGAAACCAUCAAGGGAUUCAAAAUGAUCUUAAGUGGUGAACUUGACCAUCUACCUGAAAUUGCAUUCUACAUGGUAGGAAAUAUUGAAGAGGUCGUUGCCAAAGCUGAGAGAUUGGCAGAAGAACAGUCAUAACUCUAAAGACUUUAGCCAAUUUUU